CACCGAGCCGUGACACCGCCGCCACCGUCCGUCUGCGGCACCGAACCCCGCUGUUGUUGUUGUUGUUUUUAUUCUGCGCAGCUUCUUGACUUGUUUUUUUUUUUUUUUUCCUGCGCAGAGCAGCGGAUCAAUAACGGAACCGUGACCCGCAGCUCGGUGCAUCAUCUGCGGAUUCCUGCGCUCCGGUGGAUCCGCUGAUGUGGAGCCUGAUGCUUUAGGAUUUUCUCCACUGUUGGAACAAAGUGCAGGACUGAAUGCAGCCUUUCUAGUCGCUGUUUGAUUAUUAUUAUAAUUCUAAUUAUCAGCUGUCUGGAUCAGGUGGAUUUCUCAGACUGUGUGUGUGUUUUUUUUAGUUAAUUAGACAUUUGCACGGACUAAUUGUUAAACAGAACCUGAACAACAGAACCCAGUGCAGGAGGACAGGCUGAUAUUUCAUUUUUGUGCAUAUUUUCAUGCAGUUAAUGUGACAUAGAAGCUAUUUUCUGGAUUUUUAUAUUGAUUUCCAUUAAAAUCAACCUGCAGAAAACUGCAUUUCCAUCAUAUACGUGGGAAAAUCUCACUUUGAGAUUCAAACUAGAAAUCCCAUUCAGUGGUCAGUAGGCUCAUCAGCAAACUGCAUUUUUUAUUUUUAUUUUAAUUUUUUUUGCUAAUUCACCCCCUGCUGGAGGUCGACCUGCUCCAUCAUGUUCAGCUGGCUGGGAACCGACGACCGCAGGAAGAAGGAGCCGGAGGUGUUCCAGACGGUCAGCGAAGGCCUCAAGAAGCUCUACAAGACCAAGCUGCUGCCCCUGGAGGAGAGCUACAAGUUCCACGAGUUCCACUCCCCGGCGCUGGAGGACGCAGACUUUGACAACAAGCCCAUGGUGCUGCUGGUGGGCCAGUACUCCACCGGCAAGACCAGCUUCAUACGCUACCUGUUGGAGCAGGACUUUCCAGGAAUGCGAAUCGGCCCCGAGCCCACCACGGAUUCCUUCAUCGCGGUGAUGCACGGCGACACCGAAGGAGUGAUCCCCGGCAACGCUCUGGUGGUCGACCCCAAGAAGCCCUUCAGGAAGCUGAACGCGUUCGGAAACGCUUUUCUCAACAGGUUUGUGUGCGCUCAGCUUCCCAACCCGGUGCUGGAGAGCAUCAGCGUGAUCGACACUCCGGGGAUCCUGUCCGGGGAGAAGCAGCGAAUCAGUCGAGGCUAUGACUUUGCAGCCGUCCUCGAGUGGUUCGCCGAGCGCGUGGACAGGAUCAUUUUGCUGUUCGACGCUCACAAGCUGGACAUUUCCGACGAGUUCUCGGAGGUGAUAAAGGCCCUGAAGAACCACGAGGACAAGAUCAGAGUGGUGCUGAACAAGGCCGACCAGAUCGAGACCCAGCAGCUGAUGAGAGUUUACGGAGCCCUGAUGUGGUCUUUGGGGAAAAUAGUCAACACCCCUGAGGUGAUUCGCGUCUACAUCGGUUCGUUCUGGUCUCAUCCGCUGCUGAUCCCCGACAACAGGAAGCUGUUCGAAGCAGAGGAGCAGGAUUUGUUUAAGGACAUCCAGUCGUUACCGAGAAACGCGGCGCUGAGGAAACUCAACGAUCUGAUCAAGAGAGCGAGACUGGCCAAGGUCCAUGCCUACAUCAUCAGCUCCCUGAAGAAGGAGAUGCCUUCAGUGUUCGGGAAGGAGAACAAGAAGAAAGAGCUGAUCGGCAGCCUGGGAGACAUCUACAAACGCAUCGAGAGAGAACAUCAGAUAUCUCCUGGAGACUUCCCAAAUCUGAAGAAGAUGCAGGACCAACUCCAAUCUCAGGAUCUCACCAAGUUCCAGCCUCUGAAACCCAAAUUCCUGGAGGCCGUCGAUGACAUGCUGGCCAACGACAUCGCCAGCCUGAUGGUGCUGGUCCGGCAGGAGGAAACCCAGCGGCCCAACCCGGUGGUGAAGGGCGGCGCCUUCGACGGCACCUUGGACGGCCCGUUCGGACACGGCUACGGCGAAGGAGCCGGCGAAGGCAUCGACGAGGCCGAGUGGGUGGUGGCUCGCGACAAACCCGCCUACGACGAGAUCUUCUACACGCUGUCUCCGGUGAACGGGAAGGUGACGGGAGCCAACGCCAAGAAGGAGAUGGUGAAGUCGAAACUGCCCAACACGGUGCUGGGGAAGAUCUGGAAGCUGGCAGACAUCGACAAGGACGGGAUGCUGGACGACGAGGAGUUUGCGUUGGCGAAUCAUCUGAUUAAAGUGAAGCUGGAGGGACACGAACUACCGUCAGACCUGCCUGCACACCUGGUGCCUCCUUCCAAGAGGAAAAUACCUGAAUAAAUGUAAGCUUCCUCCACCACCUGCCCCUAACACCUGUAAGUAGCCCCGCCCCCGUCCCCGGAGAAAACAGUCCCUGUAGCAUUAUAGCAAAAAAAAUACUAAUGAGAAAUACUAGCAACGAAAUUAGACCCAUUUCUGAUUCUCCACCCUGCUCUGUUGCUGCCAUCCCCAUUUCUGUAGUCUAACGGUCAAGUAGCAAAAACAUUCAAGUAAAAAUGAAGCUGAUGAGGUUGCUGUUAGGGUUUGACACCUCUGUAGGACUUAAUGUACCAAAACGGCAUCGACUGGUGAUCCCAACACAAGAACUAUUGAGGAGUGUGAUGUGAACAAGUCUGGUCUUAGAUGUAGUUUAUUGAGAUGUUCGGAUGUUUUCAGCCCAUUAAAUGAGAUUUAAAGAUUAUUCCCAAAUAUACAAAUAGUCCAGUUGGGAUCUUCUCCACCUUCUAGUAGUUUCAGGAGGCUGUUUUGAUCGUGUUUAGCUGUGGUUGAGCUGCGAUUUGGCGCUAGCAAAGAGGAGCUAACGUCCACAUGAGAUUGAGGCGCAACUAAGCAAACUUUUAUUCUGAAGACUUAAGGUUGAGUCCCGUCUCCAAGUGUAAUUAUAGUUUUAUUUUUAUGCUCAAGUCUCGUUCUGCCUUCUGUUUUCACUUGCUGUUGGUGUUAACUUGCCUUUUAAGGUGUGUUUGGUUAAGUUUGGGCCACCAAAGCUGCUUGGUUAAGGUUGGAAAUGGCUCAUGGUUGGGAUUAAAACGGAUAGAAUGGAUUAGAAUCUGUUCGUUGUCAUUGCGCAGUGUAGGAUGAGAUAAACCGCAAUCCUGUUGGUGUGUUCACAGUCAGUUUAAAUGACAUGUACAUGGACACUGGCGAAUAGGAGUGUAACAUACACCCCGUGGCUGUGUUUAAAACAUGUAUGAAGCCUGAUUUUGUAAGUUUCCAGAGUAAUAGCUCCACCAAGGGCGGCCGCAUGACUGUAAGAGGUUGUCAACAGGUUUCUUUCUGUUAAUGAAUGAUCGGAAUGGAGAAUAAAUGGGAAUGAAUGGGGGAAAAAUGCGUCCUGAGGCUACUUAAAGGAGGUCCCUGCUGGCCCGUAUGAUUGGAAAUGACCUACAGUGAUUUCAUGGGUUGAUAACAUCCGAGUCUGGUGGAUAUUUAAACUGCUGGUUUUAACGUUUAUGCUCAACUUUUUGGACAAAAUGCAGCCACACCGACUACGUCUUUGGCAUGGUUUCAGUAAAAAAAGUUAGAUCUGGCUGUCUUCAUUAGAUUGGACCAAUUCAAAGGUGUUCAAAGUUGAGAAGUCUGUUCCAGAGAUAAUGGAUGUAGACGUGGACUUCUAGCAUCAUUUGAAAGCUUUUAACGGCUAUUCGAGUUCCAUACAAUAAAAAAAGCUCCUGUUUUGUCGUUUAAACUGAGCAGUAUUUAGGGAGGACAGGUGAAGAAACACUGGAAUACAGAAAAAUAUAAGUUUAUCUGAACUACUGGAAGAAAGUGAGAGACGCUACGAUGUGAAGACGAGAAGGAAGCAGGAGAUAAAUAUGCAAAACAAAACAAAAGAAACAGCUUUUCACCGUUAAACCUCCAAGAAGCGAACUGCAGUCUCGUAUUUAAAAGGUCCUGCAUUAUUUUUAGCUGAGCGGUCUGGCUUUCGUUUCGUGGUGACAUGUUGAACAAAGAUUUCCUGGAAGGUGUCUGGAGAAUUGGAAGCACUCAGCGGAACGAAGCGUAGAAAGAAAACGGCCUUGAUUACCGAAUAAAGUCUUAAAAUGUGACGAUUUGUUUGGUUUGAGCUCUGAGGAGAAACUACAAGUGAUGUUUUAUCUCUUUUCUGACUUAUGAAUAGUCUCAUUAACACGUACUGAUACUGUGACUGUAAUAACAAACUGUAUUCUGGGUAUUGUUGGGACACGCUCAGUAAAACUGUACCGUGAGGACUCUGAAUGUGUUUCUGUGCGUGCUGACUGUCGUAUGUGUGUCUGUAUGCGUCUCACCACAUGUGUUAUUAUUUGUCUGUAUCCAGUCAGCUACUGAGUCGGGAGGAUUCCAGGCGGGUUAUUAAUUAAAAACUGAUCAGCUCUUCUUCUUAUUAUUAUUCACCUUCGAGUAUAAUCUAACCUGAGCGGACAGCUGUGUGUUGUGGUGACACUAAUUGACACGUUUUUAAAAGUGUUUCUUUCCAGUUUCAUGUAUUUAAAUUGUAAACAUGUAAUAAAUAUAAUUCCUCUUUUUAAAUGUUUGUCAGACGCCGAACAGCCGCGACAUUAAAACCGCCGACAGCCCAACGGUU
Molecule: messenger RNA, 4575 nt
Organism: Stegastes partitus (bicolor damselfish)
Lineage: Eukaryota; Metazoa; Chordata; Actinopteri; Pomacentridae
Gene: ehd3
Product: EH-domain containing 3
Exons: 8
Coding region: 684-2291 (535 amino acids)
Biological process (GO): endosomal transport; endocytosis
Cellular component (GO): cytoplasm; plasma membrane
Molecular function (GO): calcium ion binding; GTP binding; protein binding
Source: RefSeq, a predicted model, not a curated record